Messenger RNA from Acanthaster planci (crown-of-thorns starfish), 1915 nucleotides. RefSeq lists its product as uncharacterized. Gene Ontology annotation, cellular component: membrane. Lineage: Eukaryota; Metazoa; Echinodermata; Asteroidea; Valvatida; Acanthasteridae. The record is from RefSeq and is a predicted model, not a curated record.
CCUCUAUAACCGAAUUUGACUGUGCCCUACUCGUACAUAAUGCUCUUCUCGCCUUUCCUUUUCCGGCGGGUGUCAGCCAAAACCAGGUCGUGGAACCAAUAAUUUAGCCGAGACGUCAACGCCAGAAGAGGUUGUCCAAAUAGUCAUUAUUCUGCUACAUUGUUAAUGAUUUACCCAGUGUGUAAAGUUCAUUGAAUCUGGUCCUUCGGUUGUCGUGGGAGAAUCGCUCAUUUUUGCACGAUCUAAUAACGCAGUUGUACUGGUCGGAUCCAUCUUGGUCUUUCUGCGAGCUCGUUUGGCCAGUUUUUAGCUCUUUUCCAAGACUGAGUUUAAAGAACAGGCACUAUGGCGCAAAGCCGGCCAGGGCCUUAUGUUGCUCAAGGGCCUCUGUCUUCUGCAGCUCCUGUAGUGACGGUGCAGCAUGUACAAGGCUCUGACCCCAGUGAUGCGGCACCCACCAGUGCCAAGGACAGAGGCAACAUCAAGGGACUCCGUGUGACCGGGAUGAUACAGAUUGUCCUUGGUUUGAGCAUCGUUUUCUUCGGUAUUCUUCGCAUAGUGCUCCAUGUUCCGCUUUAUUUUGUCGGCUCCCCUGUCUGGGGUGGGAUACUGUUUGUCGUCUUACCUGGUCUCGUGGGAGUGGCAGCGGCGUGCAGAAGGGAUCGAUGCACGAUCACUGCUUACAUGGUGCUCGCCAUCCUUGGGUCUCUUACGACCGUUGUUAUCUUGACGUUUGCUGCCAUAUCUGCGUCAUGGGAUGGAGCUCGCCAUUUUUGUCAUCACAGCGCCAUCCCACAGUACGAAACAUGUCUGUCAAGUCAAGGUGCACGGGUCACUGUCAAUGUCUUUGUGUGUCUGUUGGCUGGCGUUGAUGGCGUGGUUGCAAUAGUUGGGGCAGCAAUGAGCUGCGGUGCCUUGUGUUGUUCCUCCGGCGAGUCUCAAACCGACACCGUGGUUUACUACACUGGACCACAGAUGGCUGCUCCGCAACCUGGCAACUUGGCUUCCGCGGGCCAGCCACCACAGUACGAGGUUGCGCUUCAGGAUCCAAUGGUGAAGGCCCAAGGAGCCGCAGCCGCACCUCCAAUAGAGACCAAAGAUGCGUAUAAACAUGAAUUUGAACAGCUGUAUCCUCUGCCAGUCAAAUCGGCUUAUCCGGAAGACCGGAUUCCUGAUACAGCCAUUUAAGAGAACGGUCGCCUGCAAAGCACAAGCCGGCUGGCCAUCUCCUUUGUUCCUCAGAAUCCUGAGGUCGAGGUGGGCGUGAUUGGAAUGCUGACAUUGGCAUGCAUGCAAAAAUUAAGGCCUGGCAGAUUACUUCCCUCAUAUCGCCAAGUUCCCGCUUUUUCCUCUUCAACGAAGAGAAACGAUUUUUUUAAAUCUAUGUAUUAUGAUUUUGGAGAUAUUUGGGUUUGUCUGGAGGGUCAUUUCAAAUAUAACCUAAUGAAAUUUUGAUUUUUUUCAAAUCCUGCACUGAGUAUAGGCCAUCACCUUUUAAUAUUACACUAUGAAACUUUGUGCCUCAUGUAAACUGCUAGCCCCCCCUUUUUUAGAGUGGUCGGUUACUUAAUUAUUGUACAUACCUUGCCGAAAUCUGUCUUGAGGUGAAAUUACGUUCGACAUAAUGCCGACCAGCUGAGUAAGGAGCUGUAGCUUAGUAAUUUAGCAUCAAGUGCCAGUAUUAUCUGCGGAUUAUUAUGAUUAUUGAUACUGUAACUUAGUAAUGUGACUGUCGUUACUAAUCAUUAUGGACACGCGUGCACGUUAACUGUGGUUAUGAUCGAUAAAGGCAAACCAUGCUGCUUGUGCUUGCAUUUACAUGUUCGAACACGCGAUAUCUUUUCUGUUGGAUGUCAUAAAAAAUCUGAUUGUUCGUUAAAGUGUUUUUUUAGUGGCCGAUGUCACAUCAAUCGAA